Hymenoscyphus albidus is the source of this 3123-nucleotide messenger RNA. The record is from the annotation of a GenBank genome assembly. Lineage: Eukaryota; Fungi; Ascomycota; Leotiomycetes; Helotiales; Helotiaceae.
CUUGCAUCACAAGCGUGAAUAGACUACGGGAGGUCAUCUCCUCAUUCACACAGUGAGUUGGGGAAGUGCCCUCCCACCUGUUCCAGUGCUUCACAGCAGACGAACCAAGAAUCAGACGAGGAAGUGGUGAAGCGAAUUACCCCGUACCGUACACACACGCGUGGGGUCUAGAUAAAAUACCGGGUCCGCUACCCUGGUUGAGAUAUCUCGUUACCAUCCGUCAUCCGACUCAUCCCACCUGUCUGGGUACACCCUACACCCAACCUCCAACAGCUUACUUUCUAUAGGAAUCCUCCUCCUACCUAGUAUCUACCUACCUACCGACUGAAAACAUUACUGCAGUCUGGCCAGGCCUGUUCCCGCUCGCUCCCUCUCCCGCUACUUUCUCCUUUGCUCCUUCCACAGAACCAGCUAGCUGCUAGGUACUCUGCAACUACCAUCGCAUAUCCUGUUAAUCUCACCCAUUCCCCAAGCAAAGGACAUUGUCUCGACCCUAAUGCCAUCAUGGCGCCUCCCUCUCAAUUCGUCUCGGUGACCAUCAAGUAUGCCAAACCGGGCACUCAACCGCCAGUCUUCCUCGCUGGUUCCUUUUCCAGUUCACCAUGGUUGCCGCAGGAGAUGCAACAUACGACCAACAAAGAUGGCGAGUCGGAGUUUGUCAAGGAAGUUUUGGUUGAGGAAGGGAAAGAAUAUCAAUAUAAAUUUCGGAUGGGAACAGGCGAUUGGUGGGUGCUCUGCGAGGACGCCUCCAUAGGUACGUAUUUCUAGGGACAAUGAAGUUCUGAUAUGUAGAUGACGUCGCUCUCAAUACUUAUUCACCCUCAAUGCUGACAUUUCUUUUGCCUCUUUAGUCACUGACGAUAGUGGAAAUACAAAUAACCUCCUCUCAGUUCCCCAGUCAACAGAACCAAGAAGAGCAUCUGCCAAAACUUCCGUUGACCUGGGUUUGAAUCACUCAAUUCAAGCAACGACUAUGGGGGCUGUCAAUGGUACUUCAAGUCAUACCAAUUUCAAUGAGACCUCGAAUGACGAUAUCGACACUCCACCAAUGUCUGGAACUCCAGAUGCUGCACAAGUAGCCGCAGAGGUUGCAGACUCGGCUGCCAAACUUGACAAUGGUCCCCCAAGUCCGUACGUCCCAGAUGAGGAAGCAGGUCGAAUUGGCUAUCGGCGCAUGUCCAGUACACCCAUUCCCGAGGUUGCGGGCACAGCGGCAGAGGUAGCUGAUGUCGCCGCUAAGCUGGAUAGACCCAACUUGGUAUGUUUUGUCUCUUCUUGCCUCUGCAAUUUUGGUCGUCAAAUUGCUGAGUUCAGGUAGUCUCAAAUCGAGAUGCCUUCCCCUCCAAUGAGCCUCGAAGACGAGGAAUUGUACGCCCCGACACCAGAGCAUGAGCGAGUACCUUUGUUUCCACAUGAAUGCCCUGGCCCAACCGAUAAAGUUGUAAAAAGUAGGGCCAGCAGCUUGAGAAAUUCUUCUCCAAUUGUUGCAUCGCAGUCAACAAUGGAUGCCGAUAUUGAUCCCAAUGACCCCUCGUUAGAAUCAUUUCCAACAACUCGCGAAGGUGUCUAUGAAAAGAUUCGAAGUCUGGAAACUAGAUUGCCUCCAGACGAGUCUCCAGUAACCUCUCCAGCAGUCGGUCGUCAAACCGAGCGUCUUGACCUUCCAAAUCCAUCGCCUAGAAUGCUUGCUCAAGAAAGAUCGCCUUCCCUUGGUGCAAUUGAAGAGGAGCAUGAAUUGGAUGAAGCAGACCGAACCCCGUCUCUGGCAGAGACUGGCAAGCAGGAAAAUAUGGGAGCAUCUGUAUCUAUCGUCGAUUUUGGAAAUGGGAACGGCCAGAGCUCUACGGAAAAAAUAAUAUCGGACACGAUACAUGAAGAAGGAUCGCAGCAUACCAGCGACAUUGAAGGAAUUGCUGACUUCACUACCGAGACAGAAGAUGAAAGUACCAUCCCCGAAGUUGCGACAAACGAAUCAGCAAAGCCUAAGACCAGCGAUGAAAACCACACUUCGAAGGAACGCCCAGAAGUGGCGACUGUCGAGGAGCCCGAAAGUUCUAUUUCCACACCCGAACCUCAUGACAAGGAGAAUGCAGAAUCUCUAGUACAUGAAAACUCUGGGGCUCGAAGUGCAGAUUCGGACGGAAAGACCACUGGUACUGAAACGACUACCUCCGAUAUUGCUGGCGAUUCUCCUGACCAAAACGUUCAAACCCGAGCUAGAGCUCCAACCAUCACGAUUCAUCCAGCAACAAGCCCCAAGGAAAGUCCAAAGCAGGGCCUCAGCAAGACUUCUUCCACGGCCGAAUCACUUAACGUGACAGUACAGCCAGUCUUGACCCCUUUCAUUAGCAACGGUGAAAGACAACUUGGUCAUGACAGCAGGCAAAACGAGGAGCUUGUCGCUAGCGGAGAAGGUCCAAGUAUCACGUUGGAGUCAGCUACCCCAAGAGCUAGUCUGGCACCAACUGAUUCAGAAUUCUCCGAGGCACAAACCGCCGGGGAAAGCACGUCAAUCGCAACGAGCGGUCGUAGUUAUCAGCUUGCUUCGAGAAAAAAACAACGAGCUAUGACUCCUUCGCCGGAUCGCCCACUUACACCUACUUCGAUCCGUUCAAAUAAGGACGAUGUGAAAUCAAGAAAUUUCCUGAAGGGAUUUUGGCGGGCAGUGUUUGUUGAUUGGAUUGGCGGGUUAAUAGCUAGCUGCUUUGGCGGUGGGCGCGAUUCGUAAGGCUUUCACUGAUUUUUUGUUUUACUCCCCGUUUAAUGUGUUGUUUCUUACUUCAUAGAAAAUACUGCCCCCCUACGAUGCUGAUACCUUGGACAAUGAUUAGGCUAGUGGCUGUAUCUGCACUCGUACUAGUUGUAGUUCCUGCCUUGUAUUAUUACAAAUCAUGACCACUGCGUCACACCGAGGUCGAUUCGGAAGGUUGGGACUGAUAGCGAAAGGGGUUGUUUUUUGCCAUUCUGUUUCUGUUUCUCUUCUCUUUUGAAAGGUAUUAUUGGAAGGUUGGACUGGACAUACGGCAACAAAAGAGGCGCGCCUUUGUAUGAUAUGAGCUUAAUGGGUCAGGAGCCAGAUGCGUUACGUUACCUAUGAAAGUCAUUUUUUAUGAAAUCUUUGAC